Messenger RNA from Purpureocillium lilacinum, 1059 nucleotides. The record is from RefSeq and is a predicted model, not a curated record. NCBI's taxonomy places the organism in Eukaryota, Fungi, Ascomycota, Sordariomycetes, Hypocreales, Ophiocordycipitaceae.
AUGGCAGCCCGGCCAUCAUCAAGGGCAAGCCGUCUCUUACUGCGACCGCAGCCCUCAUCAUCACCUUCAACAUGGCUCCGACCGCCAUUGACAUCUUCGCAUCCCCUCUCUCACACUCCCGCGCCGCGCCUCCCGUGCUACCGGCCAGCACACCAAUCGCGAUGCUACGCCGCUCCCCGCGCGCCCAAGGUCGUCGCCCCUGCGGCAGCGAGCAAUCCCGUCUUCACCCUUGACGAGAUCCCGCUCUCCGCGGUUGAGGCAGUCGUAGCGCGCAACGGCGACGCCUUCGGGGCCCUCUCCGCGGAGGAGUACUACCGCCAUGCGCAGGCGUUUGUCGCGGCGAUCAAGGGCGGCGCGAGUCCAUGGGCGGUGACCCUCACAGGCCGCGAUGCCAUACCGGCAGAGACCCUUCACCAGCUGGCCUGCAUCAUGCGCCAGAUCCGCGGCCCCCGCAGCGCCGACGCCCUCGCCACGUCGCUCUGGGCCUCAGCCUCCGCGCUCGGCCACCGCGCCGCCACGCUCUCCCUCGCGCGGCAGCUCAUCCGCUCCGGCUCCUUCGGGCGCAUGCCCGCGCUGCGCCCCGUAGAGGAGCGCUUCCGGCGGCUCGUCGACGGAAAGGCCGCCGGCGCGGACGCCGACGCGCUCACCGCCCAGGGCGAGCUCCUGUUCGAGCAGGGCCGCUUCGAGCCCGCGGUCGCGACGCUCCGCCGCGCGCUGCAGGUCGGCGGCGCCUUGGGGUUCGAGUGGCGCCCGCACUGCGAGCUUUGCCUGGGCAAGGCGCUCCUCAAGCUGGGCCGGCGAGACGAGGCCACGGAGGUCCUGGAGGCGCUUGCUGCGGCGGGCCUGCCCGAGGCGGACGUGGAGCUUGGCCAGAUGUUGAGGGGGACGGACCGCAAGGGUGCCGAGCAGCACCUGUACGCGGCGGCGUGCAACGGAAGGCAGGACAUAUUCAGCCAUCUGUCGGAGAUGGCUCUGGAGCAGGAGGGUUCUUCUCCGGAGGAUCGACGGCGCUGGGCCAUGGAAUGGUCGCGUCUGGCAGAUCCAAGGGCGGAGUAUUGA